AUGAGCUUAUCACAACCUUUUAAUCCGUUUAUAGUACAGAUUUUAACAACAGUCAGACCAUGCCCUACUCAGUUAAAUGAGACAAUCUGCUUAAAAGGAGAGAUAAGGUGCCCCGGGGUUCCUGACAAGUCAGGUUGCCCAGUUCCAGCAGUGUGUGUGCCAUUUAAUAAAACAAGCAAAACUGGUGAGCCAUGUGCACCUCAGUGUCCCGUUACAUGCCCUGAGGGUCAAUAUGUUUGUUCUGGUUACCAAGAUAGAUUUGGUUGUCCUCUCCCUGACACAUGCACUCCUAAAUAUGUCCUCGGUCAAAAUGGUUCCAAAUGUCCAGGUGUUUGCCCAGUUGUAUGCCAUGAGGAAGAUAUGUUUCUCUGUAAAGGAAUUGUUAACAAGAAUGGCUGUUUUACAAAUGAUAUGUGUUUACCAAAAUAUAUCACUGGACUAAAAGGCACAAUUUGUAAGUUACAUUGCCCAAUUUCAUGCCCAAAUGGAAUGAUGAAUUGUCCUGGAAGCCCUGGACCAGAUGGAUGUCCUAAGAGAGAUGAAUGUGUUCCUUUUUCAAACACAAUGGAAAAUGGUCUAAAAUGCCCAGCAUACUGUCCAAUCACAUGUCCUGAGGAAACAAUAUUGUGUACGGGUAAGAUUAAGCCGGAUGGAUGCCCAUCUUCAGACUUUUGUAUUUUUAAGUUCAAUUCUGGAAAAAAUGGAAUGACAUGUCCUGGAAUUUGUCCCCAAGAAUGUUCUGAUGACUCUAUAUCUUGUCCAGACAUUCAGGAUGAAGAUGGCUGUAAAAUACCAACUUGUAUUCCAAAGCAAAUUCCAGGAAUUAAUGGAUCAAUUUGCUCUGGCCAGUGCCCUGUUAACUGCCCGCCAGACAGAAUGUUUUGUCCCGGAGAAUGGGGAACUGAUGGAUGUUUGACCAAAGCCACUUGUAUACCUUGGAAAAUUCAGACAGAAGAUGGUACCACUUGUCCUACGCAUUGCCCAAUUGUUUGCCCAGAGGGAAAGAAAGCAUGUCCAAGAUAUGUUGGUCCAGGAAAAUGCCCUGAAGUUGAUUUGUGCAUUCCAUCCACAAAAGUAGGUAUCAAUGGCACAUUUUGUAAGAAUGAGUGUCCUAUUUAUUGUAAAGAAGAUGAGGUACUCUGUCGAGGACAGGCAUUUAUUAAUGGCUGCCCUGAACCCGAUAUCUGCAUCCCACAGUACACUAUUGGGAAGAAUGGUAACACCUGUAAAUCCCAGUGCCCUCUUUCCUGUGAUAGAGGAAUGAUCAAAUGUGACAAUGUCCUGGGACCAGACGAAUGCUUGUAUGAUCUAUGUGUCCCAGCUGUAACCAAGGGAAAAGAUGGGACCAUGUCAUGCCCUGGACACUGUCCAGUUGGAUGUCCUUCUAACAUGAUGACAUGUGCUGGAAUAAGAAUGAGUAAUGGCUGCGUAGGACCAGAAUCAUGCGUUCCCAAGCUUAUUCCAAGAUUUAAUGGCACAGAAUGUCCAGGCUAUUGCCAAGUUUAUUGCCCGAAAGGAAUGAAGCUCUGUGAGGGAAGUUUCAGCCCUGAUGGUUGCCAGGGACCUAGUACUUGUAUCCCAGAGAGUAUGCCUGGAAUACGAAGAGGUAUUUGUCCUUCUGUUUGUCCAGUCGUUUGUCCAGAUAGUCUUCAGGUCUGUCCUCCGCCCACCAAUCUUGAAGAGGACUGCCCCCUUCCUGGAUAUUGUGAUAUAAACUGUUCUUAA
Eurytemora carolleeae is the source of this 1725-nucleotide messenger RNA. RefSeq names its product multiple epidermal growth factor-like domains protein 10. The record is from RefSeq and is a predicted model, not a curated record. The coding region runs from base 1 to 1725 and encodes 574 amino acids. NCBI's taxonomy places the organism in Eukaryota, Metazoa, Arthropoda, Copepoda, Calanoida, Temoridae. The transcript has a single exon.